Molecule: messenger RNA, 348 nt
Organism: Aspergillus niger
Lineage: Eukaryota; Fungi; Ascomycota; Eurotiomycetes; Eurotiales; Aspergillaceae
Exons: 4
Coding region: 1-348 (115 amino acids)
Source: RefSeq, a predicted model, not a curated record
AUGUCUGAGGCCUUAUGUAAUAGAGGCUUUCCCUGCCUCCCUGCCGUUAGAGAAGGUGCGGAUGCGACAUGCCCAAUGGGCCAUGAACCAGAGAUAAUUGAGUUUAGAAGCUUUGUAGUUGAUGCUAUUUUUCCGUGUAUGCUGGAUAUUGCGCUCGCGUUUAAUACUUCUGGAGUUGAUAUUCCUAUACCUGGACAUAGGAUGUCCGUCAAUGUUAGAGUGGUAGUAGUAGUAGACGCUGACAACGCUCGUUCAGUUACAGUUCCUGCGCACGUCAACAGUAAAGCUCCCGCUAGUAGGGAAAAGGGCACUGUAACUGAUUGGGGUGUAAGGGCUGGAAGGCAAUAG